AGGAGGGGUGGUGGGAUGUGGGGAGGAAUGUGGAGGUUUGGGAACUGGAGGAACUGGGGCUGAAGCAGCAGCAGCAGCAGCAGCAGCAGCAGCCACAGCACUUAGUGAUUGAUGCUACUCGGCAGGGGAAUAUUGCAAGGUUCAUCAACCACAGCUGUGACCCCAACCUGGUGAACUACUCAGUGGGUGCUUGUGGAGAGCAUGGACUGCAGCUCUCGUUUUUGCACCUCCCUGUGACCCCAACCUGCUGUGACCCCGACCUGGUGAACUACUCAGUGCUUGUACAGCCGGCUCUGCUCUUGGCACGGACUGCUGGCUCUACUCACUGUGACCCCAACCUGGUGAAUUACUCGGUGCUGGUGGAGAGCAUGGACUGCCAGCUGGCGCAUAUAGGCCUGUUUGCCGCCCGAGAUCGUUUUGCUUACUGGGGAUCGGAGGGGCUCCUUAUGGCGGAGAGCAGUGGCGCGUCCGACGAUGCGCUGCUGCGGGAGUUCUUCGCUGAGGUCGGCGCGGUGGAGAGGGAUAACGAAGUAAACAGGGUCCUGGCGUGUUUCAAGCUGAAUCCGUUCGAGCAGCUGAACUUGCCCUUUGACGCUAAAGUGGAGGACGUAAAAAAGCAGUACCGCAAGGUGUCUCUGAUGAUUCACCCGGACAAGUGCAAGCACCCUCAAGCACGAGAAGCAUUCGACGUGGUUGCCAAAGCACAGGAGAAGCUUCUGAGCUCAGACGAGUGGGGUUACCUCACAUCACAGUUUGCAGCUGCCAAAGAGGAUGUCCUGAGGGAACACAAGAGGAGGCUGAAGAAGGAGAGGCAAGGCAAGCCGGCCGCAGACGGGCUGUCUAAAACCGAGGAGGAGGCGGCCUUCCUGGCAUCAUCAGAGUUCAAGGAGCAGUGGCGGUUGAAGGCUCGUGAGCUGCUGACAGCGAACGAAUGGAGGCGAAGAAAGCUCUCAAAGCGGAUAAAGGAAGAGGAGGUGAAGAUUCAGCAGGAGGAGGAGGAGACAAAGGAGAAGACCCUCAAGGAGAGGGAGCACACACAGAAGUGGGAGGAGACCAGAGAGACGCGGGUGAGUAGUGCUGGCGUGCUGUAA
Closterium sp. Naga37s-1 is the source of this 1091-nucleotide messenger RNA. The record is from the annotation of a GenBank genome assembly. Lineage: Eukaryota; Viridiplantae; Streptophyta; Zygnematophyceae; Desmidiales; Closteriaceae.